GUGCUGUGUUGUGACGUGACGGGGCAGUGUUGUGACGCCCCGUGCUGUGUUGUGACGGUGUGGUGUCCUGAGACGGUCAUCGUUAACACUGGCAGUGGUCGUAAAGGUUCAGAGAGAUGGUCCCAGAUUUCGUCAGCCUCAACACCCCUUCAAGGCGUUCAUGCUGGAACCAGUCUGUGAUCGCAGGAGCCGAGAUGUUUUCCUUCUGCAACAUCACUGACUAAAUUAUACUUAGUCAUUAACAAGGUGAAAAAUGCUUCCCCUGGUGCGACAGAUGCGUGGCCUGAAAACCCUGCCAUCACGCUACCAUAGACACAGCCACCCUCACCGGUCUCUCAUCUCCUCCUCCUUCAAGCUCACUGAGGAGACCGCUGAUUCAAGGGACACAUUCGGGCGCCUUGCGAUGAAACACAAACAAGCACUCAGCAGAGAUAAAGAGUCUGCCUCCAUAGAUCUUUCCAAGUCUUACCGAGGUGCCCUGAAGCCUUUGACGGAGGCUUCAGAGUUCUCCCAAGAAAGCAUGCUGGAGAAAUGGCACAAGUUUAAGACUGUUCAGGACCAGGAGAACCCAGAGACGCUGAGGUGGAGUGGGGGUCAGCAGGAUGACGCGGAGGAGGAUUACCACCUCUUCCUAGCUAACAGAUCAGUCAGGUCUCAGGGGCGGGAAACUCCACAAAAUAAGAAAUUGCAUAAAAAAGUUAUCAAAUCCGUAGCUGAUACAUAUGGUGGUGUAGGCCCCCCACGGGAGUCUCCAGAAGGGGAGGUCUUUGGGCACCUGACCCCUAAGUAUGAGGUACCAGAAGAUGAUGAUGGAGGGGAUCUGAGGGAGGAGAAAUACCAGGAUGCCAAGCUGGGGAGGAGACAUCGCCCGCAGUUUUAUGGGAUGAUGAUGAAACAGCUAUGCCGGGAAAGGAAGCUAGCCGAGGCAAUCAAGAUUCUGGAGGAGGAAAUGCCGGCUGCUGCAGUCAAGCCCAAUGACUUCUGUUACCAGGUCCUGAUCAAUGCCUGUGGGCGGGCUGGCUACACAAAGAAAGCCUUUCAGCUCUAUAACCAGAUGAAGAAACGUGGCCUCAAGGUCCAGCCUGUUGCUUAUACCGGGCUGUUUAACGCUUGUGCAAACUCUCCCUGGCCUGACACGGAUGGGUUUCAGCGGGCAAAGCACCUUCGCACCGAGCUCACAGGGAAAGGCUAUCUCUUCAACCAGAUCAUCUCCCAUGCCAUGAUAAAAGCCUUUGGGAGGUGUGGGGACAUAGGCACAGCAUUCCUGGUGGUGGACGAGAUGGUUCAGGACGGGCUGCUGGUCACCACAGAGACCCUUAACUUCCUCCUCCAGGCUUGCAUCACUGACAAAGAGGCCGGCUUCAGACACGCUGUUAAGGUUUGGAGAAAAAUGCGGGAGCUGAAACUUCAACCUGACAUAUACUCGUACAAUCUGCUAACAUAUGUCAUCAAAGACUGUGGAGCUGGAGAUCACAGCCUCACCUCUUCCCUGCUGGAGGAUGACGGUGACCUCCACAACCCUGGCAUCAAAGGCUCUCAGAGGAAGAAGCAGUUACCCAGCCCUGAACCACUCGUCUUGAAGGAACCUUUACAUGCUCACGAAAGCCACGCGGUGAAUGUCCCAGAAGACACUGUUGUUUUUAGCAGUGAGAUGGAUAUUAGUGUGCAGAGACUGGACAACACUGCAGGAGAGAGUGUGUUGCCUAAUAUCCUGGGUAAGAAGAUGACGGCUGGGAAUGUUGUGGCUCUGGGCGCUCUGGACAACCCACAAGACAGGUUGGUUCUCCUGGGCGGCCCCACAGGGAUACUGAGGCAGAUGGUGAAGGACAGAGUGACCCCGGACCUCAAGACCUUCACACAGCUGCUGGACUCCUUACCCCCAGACACACAGGCUGAGGAGGCUCUUGUGGAGUCGAUGAAGAAUGUUGGGCUGGAACCAGACACUCAGUUCUUCAACAUGCUGAUUAAGAGACGAAACUUUCGGCGCGACACAGAGGCAGCUCAGGAGGUCCUUACGCUGAUGCAGGAACACCACCUUGCCCCUGACCUCAUCACCUAUGGGUGUCUGGCGCUGGGCUGCCACAAUACCCACAGUGCCCGGCAGCUCCUGAAGGACAUGGAUGCCACACAGUUUCGACCCAGUUUAGAGAUAAUGGCGAGUCUGGUCAAGAACAGUUUGGUAAAACAAGAUUACGCUUUCACUGCGGCCAUGCUGAAGGAGAUGCAGCAAAGAGGCACAACACCAAACGACUUCCUCCUCAGCCAGCUGGAGCAGGCCAGGACGCGCGCACGGAAAACCCUCUUGCUGAAGCAUGACGGCAGCGCAAAGAACCAAGAGAGAAGAAAGAGAUCUGCAGAGCUGUUCUUGGCAGCGUACAAAAUGUGGCUGAUGGGCUCACAAGUGCAGCUUCCUGAGCAUCCCUGGGCCCAGUACCAGUGACAUCAAGGAGACACUCAAGCCUUCUGAAAUUGACCUCUCUUGUAGCCUCUCAUUCUUUUUUCUUGUGCCGGAGCAACACUUAGUGGACUUUGUUGUUUAUGUGUUUCCCCUUGAGCUGCCUCCCUUGCUGUAAAAAAAGAAAAUAUUCAUACUUGUAAAGAAUUUAAUAAACUAUAAAAAUA
This is a messenger RNA of Eriocheir sinensis (Chinese mitten crab), 2622 nucleotides long. RefSeq names its product pentatricopeptide repeat-containing protein 1, mitochondrial-like. Gene Ontology annotation, cellular component: mitochondrial matrix. The transcript has 12 exons. The coding region runs from base 254 to 2440 and encodes 728 amino acids. Lineage: Eukaryota; Metazoa; Arthropoda; Malacostraca; Decapoda; Varunidae. Gene Ontology annotation, biological process: tRNA 3'-end processing. Gene Ontology annotation, molecular function: protein binding; tRNA binding. The record is from RefSeq and is a predicted model, not a curated record.